Messenger RNA from Pelobates fuscus (common spadefoot toad), 1343 nucleotides. RefSeq names its product AMMECR1 like (gene AMMECR1L). The record is from RefSeq and is a predicted model, not a curated record. Lineage: Eukaryota; Metazoa; Chordata; Amphibia; Anura; Pelobatidae. Bases 203 to 1042 code for a protein of 279 amino acids. The transcript has 7 exons. Gene Ontology annotation, cellular component: nucleus.
UCCCUUCUCUGACGUACCCGGCAGCUGCUUUCCGGUUCCGGUUGGGUUCGGCCCGGUUCGGUUCGGCUGCGGAUGGCAGAGUCCGGGCUGAGGGCUGGCAAAGACCGGAACCGGGAGGAGAAGGUGAGAUGGAAUGUUUACAUAGCGAUAUGUACUAUAGGGCCCGGUCAACAAUGGAACGGUAUCCUGGGUGUCUCACAGUAUGGGGAAGAGACGCUGUGUGUCGGCUGCAGAGAACAAGCCAUCUUCAGGGUGCUGUGGAGUGAAGAAACCAAAGCUGUGUCCUUCACCUGCAAGCAGUGUUCCGCCCUCCGUCCAACAUAACUGCCAACCUCCAGAGGACAAGACGGUGGGGCCAGGCGCCCUCACCCCACUCUCCCGGCCCAACGGGUCCACAAGUGGCAGGGAACAGUUGGUGGUGACAGCUGAAAUGGGCUGCUACUGCUUUGAUGUCCUCUACUGUCACCUGCAUGGCUUCCCACAGCCACGCCUGCCACGUUUCACCAAUGACCCCUAUCCUCUGUUUGUCACAUGGAAGGCUGGACGUGACAAACGUCUCCGUGGCUGUAUUGGGACAUUCUCCGCAAUGAAUCUCCACUCAGGACUCAGGGAAUACACCUUAACCAGUGCCCUUAAGGACAGCCGCUUCCCUCCGCUCACCCGUGAGGAGCUGCCCAAGCUGUCUUGCUCUGUCUCUCUGCUCACUAACUUUGAGGACGUGGGUGACUUCCUAGACUGGGAGGUUGGAGUCCAUGGGAUCAGAAUUGAGUUUCUUAACGAGAAAGGGGUGAAACGCACAGCGACCUACCUGCCAGAAGUAGCCAAGGAGCAAGACUGGGAUCAGAUACAGACCAUAGACUCUCUGCUCAGGAAAGGUGGCUUUAAGGCUCCCAUUACCAACGAAUUUAGAAAAAGCAUCAAACUCACAAGGUAUCGCAGUGAGAAGGUGACAAUCAGUUACACAGAAUACAUGGCCUCCCGCCAACCCGCACAGCAGAACGGCACUGUGCAUGCACCGCCUCUUUAUACUCAUUACUCCUGACACAGCGCUGCCCCCGCCGCAGCCCUGUCCCCCGCUCGCCGGCAAUGCCUGUGACCUCCUGACAUCCGACUCCUCCUCCACUCCCUCCUCCUGGUCCAGUUACCUGUACUACUGCGCCAUCUUAUGAGCUUCACUGGAGAGGGGGGAGCAGUGCCCAGAGACUCGCAGAACACACAGCCUUACCUCACCCCACGCUCUCCAUGGGACUCUGAGUGGGAGGGAGAGCUAAGAUGGGUAUUGUGGCCUCAUCCAACUCCACCAUUGCAAGGGGUCAUUCACCCUUAAAAAAAAAAAAAAAAAA